AUGGCCUUACAGGAGGGUGUGCUGUUUUCACCACCUACAUCUCGUCAUCCAUUAGAUCAGCUCCCGAGCUUCUCCGAUCCGAUCGCAAAACCAGCACAAGACAUCACAAUCCAGCAAGCACACCUCGAGCACAACACUUCGGCAUCGCCAUCCUCAACCUCGCCAACGACCCAGCCAAGCUACUCCUUCGCAUCGACAAACCUUCCACGCGAACUACGCGCCUGGCAGCGACAGGCUGCACAACCAUUCGCGCCGCGAAACGACGCGCAUACCAAGAUCUGGAAGCGGCCGCGACAGCCGCUAUCGGACAUCGUGAGUGCCUCUAACACGCGAUGGCGUAGAGGAGGGUACGAUGAUGAGGAGGCAUUGCGGUCGAGUAAGAGGGUGAAGCUGCGACAGGAUGUAGAGGGUAAGGAGAACGAGGUAAUGGUUGCUGUGAACGACGUGUCGACAGAACCGGUCGGAGAGGGUGAAGAUUUGGUCGCUGGACAGCCGUCUCCGGGUGAAACAGCUGAGCAAGAUGCCGAAGGAGACUCCAAGUACGCUGAGGAAGGCGAAGCACCAACAAAGCCGAUGCAGGAUCAUACGGAGACCGAGGCACAAAUACAUGCACGACCACAGCCUGAGCAGAUCACGAUCGAAGUACAGUCUGAUCAGAACAACAGCCAGACAUCGGAAUUUUCCCAACAGCAAGACGAUGUCUUCCAGAGCGAGAACACGCUUUCCGAAGCCGUGGUCCAUUCAGAGGAUCAUACACAUGAGCUUGCGGAAGCUACUGAGGUAGCUGACUCACAAGACGAGCCUUCAGCAGAGGCGCUCUUCACUGAAGAAAGUUACGCCAACAAAGGGGGCGCAGAGUUGCCAUCAUUCGAGACUUUCGCCGACAACAUCUUCGCUUUGCCACACAAUGAACGACCAGCUCAAGGACAAACGGACGGCAAAGAAGCAUCUGCCUCACCUAUCGCCACAGAUAAAGACCAGAACGCUGCCUCAGCGAAUACACACGAGGAUGAAGACACUGCCUACCUCCAUCAAUUUCUUCAACGCGCCAAAGAAGCCCGCGAGAAGAAUCAAACCGCCACUUUGUACAGGCCUGUAGGCGAUCGCAUCAAGCAACACCUGCAAGACCAACAGAACAACCCUACAUCUCCUACCGCCAAGCGUCCAGCCUCGCCAGAACCUCCUGAGAUAUCAGACUCGGAUUCAGACGAAGCUACUAUGACUAUGACCAGCACUCUACUAGUUCCGAGCAUCGAAGAAGAUCAGUCUGAACAAGCGCCAUCGUCUCCCAGUCGCCGAAGCAACAGGCUCACGAAACUCCCACGUCCAGCACAACGUAUUGCAACCCUCCCAAGCAAUAUCUCACUACGUCGCCUGAACGGGACCGAAUUCGUAGCGAUGGCGAAAAGCAGGACCGAGGCGCAGAACGCGGCCCUUCUCGUCCGCAAUAAUACGCGAAAGAACAAAGAUGGCGCGCUCAGCGUUUCCAAACGUCUGGCACAGAUCAAGCUAGGCCUGAUCAAGGAUGGUAGUAACCAAUCUGACGGCAGCAACGGAUCGCAACCCAACAGUGAGGAGGAGGCAAAAGACAACAAACGCAAAGCUACGCACAAGGACAACAAACGCAGAUUGAAGCAAUGCAAUGUGACGUGGGCAGCCAAAAUAGCUCGCUUCCGAGAUGACGACGGUGAAGAAUACGAUGUUCUGACGGAGAGCGAGGGCGAAGAGGAGAAGAAAAUGACCGCAAAAGACUACAUGGCGGUGUUUGAAGCGCGUGAAGCUCAAAAGACCAGCGAUGAAGGCGAGGCUGCCAACGACGAGGCAUUAUCGCCGCCUGGCUCGCCGAGUAAGCGCACGAGAGCAAAGCUGGCAAAACUUGCGUCGGUCACCGAGCGCGUGGAUCAUGUGGAGGGUGCCUCGCAGCAAGCAAGCAUACCGCAGGCGACUGCAACAUCGAAGUCGACGAAGACCGUUGAUGAGGAAAGCGCACAGAAGAGCAAAAGUACACACAAACGCAAACGCAAGCAGGCACAAGGCUCACUCAACGGCACUCCUGCGCCAUCGAAGCGAAAUUUCGAACUUGCUGUUGGUGUCGCGCCUGCGGCUUCCGAACAAAAGUCAACGGCGGCUGUCACUAUAGCAGAUAAUGGAAAGGCGGCGGCGGUCGCCGUGGCCGUGCAAGUGCCUGCACAGGCAAGCGGCGCCUCGCAGCUACCCAGACCGAGCCAGACGGUUGAGGCAGGAGCAAAGUCUGUCGCUCCUGCUGCCGCAACGCCCUUGGCAAACACGAAGCGGAUUAGGAUGACGAGGAGCGCGAGAGCUGGCUGA
Cyphellophora attinorum is the source of this 2328-nucleotide messenger RNA. RefSeq lists its product as uncharacterized. Lineage: Eukaryota; Fungi; Ascomycota; Eurotiomycetes; Chaetothyriales; Cyphellophoraceae. The record is from RefSeq and is a predicted model, not a curated record. The coding region runs from base 1 to 2328 and encodes 775 amino acids. The transcript has a single exon.